Molecule: messenger RNA, 3420 nt
Organism: Pyrenophora tritici-repentis Pt-1C-BFP
Lineage: Eukaryota; Fungi; Ascomycota; Dothideomycetes; Pleosporales; Pleosporaceae
Product: Smc, Chromosome segregation ATPase
Biological process (GO): double-strand break repair via homologous recombination
Cellular component (GO): nucleus; site of double-strand break; Smc5-Smc6 complex
Molecular function (GO): damaged DNA binding; single-stranded DNA binding
Source: RefSeq, a predicted model, not a curated record
AUGGCUGCGGUCAUGUCUGCGAAGCGCCCUCGCGCCCUUACCAAUGGGAUCGACGUGAGUAGUGUUGGCCGUAAUGAUCGUAAUAAGCGACGACGACAAUCCGAGCCAGAAAGCAACGCCGGAUCCUCAGGCGACGAGCGAUCCGAUGUGGCAAGUGGUAGCGAUAGCGAGGACGAGGACAGCCUCCAGGCCCAAGAGAAGUGGGCGACACAGCGAGUGGAGAAGAUCUACAUGGAACCUACAGCCAGGCAGAAUGUCCCGUCAGACUCUGGAAUCAUUGAAGAGAUCCAGUGCAUCAAUUUCAUGUGCCACGAGCACCUGACGGUGACUUUGGGACCCCUCAUCAACUUCAUCAUUGGACACAACGGCAGCGGGAAGAGUGCCGUACUCACAGCCCUCACUAUAUGCCUGGGUGGAAAGGCCACUGCAACCAAUCGAGCCCAAAAUCUCAAGAGUCUGAUCAAGGAGGGCAAGGAGCACGCUUCAGUGACGGUCAAGAUCAAGAACCAGGGCCCCCUCGCCUACAAGCCCGCAAUAUAUGGCACCUCCAUCAUUGUCGAACGCCACUUUAACAAGUCUGGUACCUCUGGAUUCAAGCUCAAGGACUCCAACAACAAGCUGGUCACGACCAAAAAAGCAGAGCUGGAGGAUAUCCUCGACGCUUUCUCUAUGCAAAUCGAUAAUCCGAUGAAUGUAUUGACGCAGGACAUGGCAAGGCAGUUUCUCAACCAUUCUACUCCGAAGGACAAGUACAAGUUUUUUCUUCAAGGCACGCAACUCGAAAACUUGAAUAGGGACUAUCAACAGAUUGAACAGUCCCUAGAAGCUAUGAAUACAAGAGUGGAGGUCAAGGAAGCUGACCUGCAAGUUUUACGGCAAGAAAUGCAAGAGGCGGCGUCGAGAGCCAAAACAUCAGUGGAGAUGGAAACCAUGCGAUCCAUGGAGAGAAGCAGAGCCAACCAAGCAGCUUGGGCUAGAGUGGAGGAACAGGAGAGAUCAGUGGAGGAGGCAGUAUCUGCAAUCGCAAAAGCUGAUAACUUGAUGGAAGAGAAGCAGGUGAUGGUAAUAAGAGCAGAAAACGAGUUCGAGCUCGCUGAUCAGAAUUAUGGGGCAGCCCAAGAAGCUGUCAUCAAAAUCACGGAAGAUUUGGAACCCGCGAUAGAACAAAGGGAUGUUGCCAAAGAAGCGUUCCAAAAGGGAAAAGCAAAACUCGCACAGGGAUUGUCGGAAGUCCGCUUAGCUAGAGGUGCAUUGGAUGCGGCGAAAAACGAGGUUGGAAAGAAAGAAGAUAACGUCAGACAGCUUCAGCGACGACUGGACGAAGUCGAAAAUGGUCUCUAUGCAGAAAAGGUUCGUGAGCGUGACGAGGCCAAAAUCGAGCACGAAAAUGCGAAAGAGAGAUACACAUCGCACGACUCGGCGCUUCCGCAGCUCAACAAAGAGCUCAAUGCAGCGACUAUGGAAUUGGAUAAAGCCAAGAAAAAGGCACAGGAAGCACGCAACGCCGUAGUGGUCAUUCGGAGCACCAUCGCUCGGUUGCAAAAGGGCGAGAGCAACGGCAUGGACGGAUUUCCGCAGCCCAACAAGCUGCAGGACUUGUUAGAUGCGAUUAAGAGAGAGCGCGGGUUUCGAGAGACACCUGUGGGACCGAUUGGUCGUCAUGUAAAGCUAACAGCGUCUAAAUGGGGCCGCAUUUUGGAAAAGCAGUUCGGUCAGACUCUAAACGGUUUUGUCGUUACCAGCAAACAUGACCAGACUAAACUCUCAGGGCUCAUGAACAAGACGGGAUGGUCUGCUCCAAUAUAUAUUGGUAAGAGGUCCCGUAUUGACACGCAGCCCCACGAACCUGCGAAGGAGCUUUUGACGUGGAUGCGAGCACUCACAAUCGACAACGACCUUGUUCGAAAUCAACUCAUCAUCAACCAGGGAAUCGAGCAAACUGUGCUCAUCGAGAAUCUACAGGAAGGUUCUAAUUUUAUCGCGGACCAAGGACCACUGACGAAAAAUGUCAGAAUGUGCUUCACGUUCGCGGAUGGUGAUACGCGAAGAGGUCGAGUAAUAAACCGCUCGCCUGCAGGUGGUAUCAACAACAGUCCAAUCGCCGAAUACACUGGAGCCAUGCGGAUGCAGGUUGAUCGGGAUGCUCAGAUUAGAGAGGAACAGAGCCGUCUCGCCGUAAGGGAACAGGAGUUACAAACUCUCGAGAAGGAACUGCACCAAGCACAAAACCACUUGAAAGAUUGUGAGCGCAGAGAGGCCGAGCAUAAAAAACAGAAGAAAAACCUCCAAGUUGAACAGCAAAGGGCAUCAGCAAACUUGGAUCGACUGGAGGGCGAGUUGAGUGAGGCGACUCCAGACGCAUCAGCUGUCAAGGAGGCCGAAGGAGAACUUGAGGAGGCCAAGCUUCUAGUUGCAAACACAGAAGGGAUUCUCGAGGACGCUGAGAAGGCGAUCAUGACGUGUAAUAACGAGCAGCAAAUCCACAAGCGUGAAAUGGACGAAGCGGCGAAGUGUGUCGCGGAUCUCGAGUACGAGCUCAGUAAAGCCAGACAGGCAGUCAAAGGCUUUGAGAACGAACGAGAUCAAGCGCUCAAGACCAAGAACGCGGCGUACGAUUCGGUCCGUAAAGUAGAGGAGAACAAAACGGCAUGGACAGACCACCUGGUAGUUCAGCAAACUCAGCUGGCAGAAAUGACAGAACAGGCAAUGCAGAUUACUGGUGGAACACGUAUUCCUGUGCCUCCUGGUAGAUCGGCUGACGAUCUUCUCGAAGAGCUCAGGAAACUUGAGCAAAAGCGAACAAGAAUGGAAACCGAACUUGGUGGAUCACAGAUUCAGCUUCUAGCUGCAGCGGACGAUGCUAAAAAGGCGCACCGCGGUGCCAUGAAAGAGCUGGAUGAAAUCAAGAGUCUGCGCAAUCAUCUCAUCACUACUCUGACCAACAGGCGCAAUCGAUGGAAGCUGUUCCGGUCAGGCAUUUCGAUCCGAGCGCGAGUUACAUUCAACUAUCUCUUGAGCGAGCGCAAGUUCAGAGGUACCUUGUACAUCGACCACAAAAAGGCACUCCUGGACAUCAAUGUCCAACCAGAUAGUUCAGAAACGCAUGCAGAGGGUAGGCAGACCAAGACGCUGUCGGGUGGCGAGAAAUCCUACUCGACUGUGUGUCUGCUACUCUCGUUGUGGGAGGCCAUGGGAUCACCGAUCCGCUGCCUCGAUGAGUUCGACGUUUUCAUGGACAGCGUCAAUCGCGAGAUCAGUAUGAAGAUGAUUAUUGAAGCUGCUCGACGGUCGAUCGGCCGACAAUUCAUCUUCAUCACGCCGCAGGGAAUGGACAAUGUGAGCCGGGCGGCGGAUGUCAAGAUGAUCAAGAUGAGCGACCCGGAGCGCGGGCAGACGGCACUGAACCUCCAACGCGGCUGA